Messenger RNA from Andrographis paniculata, 3435 nucleotides. Its product is annotated as NAD kinase 2, chloroplastic-like. Bases 208 to 3234 code for a protein of 1008 amino acids. The record is from RefSeq and is a predicted model, not a curated record. Gene Ontology annotation, biological process: NADP+ biosynthetic process; NAD+ metabolic process. NCBI's taxonomy places the organism in Eukaryota, Viridiplantae, Streptophyta, Magnoliopsida, Lamiales, Acanthaceae. Gene Ontology annotation, molecular function: NAD+ kinase activity. The transcript has 9 exons.
CUGUUUUCCCUUCUACGACUUCUUCUUCCUCGGUUGCUCGAUCGGCGGCAUCCACGAAUCGUAAGUGGAUUAUUCGCCUACCAAAUAUUCCGGAAUCGUUUGUUUGUUCCAUGCGGAUUGGCCGUUUAAACCUAGAUAUAAGCUAGGUUUAUUCGUCUUUCCAUCCAUGGAAAGGAAAGGACAUCACUGAUUCAAUUAUUGUGAUCGAUGGUGGGUGGUAUGGCGACAUCACCGAGUUAUUAUUUUUCGAAUAGUUGCAACAAUUGCCGGCGCCGAUAUUACGCCAGUAGACCCGCUGGAGCCGCGUCUUUUUGCCGGCGGCGCAGCUGUGUCAAAAUUUCCGGGGCAGAAUUCGAUUUUUUGUUCCAAAAGUGGAAGAAGAAAGGAUGGCUAGAAGUGGGAUGCCGCCGUUCGGGAAUUGCCGUUGCUCAGUUGUCCAGCUCCUUGUCAAUGGACAUCGGUCUAGAUUCUCAGAAAGCGGAUUCAUUCCAUUUGCCAUGGGUUGGGCCACUUCCUGGGGACAUUGCUGAAGUCGAGGCUUACUGUAGAAUAUUCAGGGCAGCAGAACAGUUUCAUAAUGCGUUAAUGGCUGCAUUGCACUAUCCAGUUACUGGGAAAUCUGGUGUUUCGAAUGGAAUGUCAUCAGAGGGUAAAAGGUUGCUAGAGGAGAAAAUAGUUUAUGUUCUUGGAUGCAUGGUUUGCCUUCUUGACAAGGGAAGGGAGGAUGUCCUUUCUGGACGAUCUUCCAUCAUGAAUUCAUUCCAAGACUUAAAUGCUACUACUAUCACGAAUGAUAACCUUCCGCCCCUUGCUACUUUCCAAUCUGAGAUGAAAAGUUAUUGUGAGACUUUACAUGUUGCCCUAGAGUCUUCUUUGACACCUGGUGAUGAACAGAGCUUAAAUGUUUGGAGGAAGUUGCAAAGGUUAAAAAAUGUAUGCUGUGAUUCUGGGUUCCCACGAGGGGAUGAUCAUCCUUGCCAUACACUGUUUGCUAACUGGGGUCCUAUUCUUUUGUCCUCCUCGAGAGGAGAGGGGGCACACUCAGAAAACAUGGAGAUUGCUUUUUGGAAGGGCGGACAGGUGACAGAAGAAGGUUUGAAGUGGCUUCUGGAGAAAGGAUUCAGAACUAUUGUAGAUCUGAGAUCAGAGUUUGUAAAAGAUAUUUUUUAUGAAACUGCUGUACACGAAGCUGUUUCUUCUGGGAAAAUUGAACUCAUUAAACUUCCAAUUGAAGCUGGUGAUGUACCUUCAUUGGAGCAAAUUGCUCAAUUUGCAGCUAUAGUGGCCGAUUCGAGUAAAAAGCCCAUCUAUGUACACAGCAAGGAAGGAAAACGGAGGACCUAUUCUAUGAUCUUUAGGUGGAGGCAGUAUGUAGAUCAGAUUGCAGCUACUGGAAAGCAAGCCAGUGCUACUGAUCUCAGAGCUCACGAUGUUCAAGAAGGUGAAGAUUCUGGUUUUACAAACAAGCCUUUUAGAUGUUCUGCAGGACCAUCUAAGAAUCGAGAUCCUCCAUCCACGACAUAUCAAUCUCAAAACACUGAAGGAGCUGAGAAUACCAAAGCAAGCAAUGAGGAAGGUGGAGUGAAAUCAACUAUUGACUUGUGGGAAGAUGUGAAACCACUGGAGUCUCAACUACCUCCUUCAGAUGUUUUAUCUAGAAAAGAAAUGUCAAGGUUUUUCACGAACAAAAGCUUUUCACCUCAAACAUUCUUUGGUUAUGGGCAGAAAAGAUUGGAUAUGUCAUCUGCUGAGGAAAAUGGAUCUCUCUCAAACAAAGAAGCUCACUCUGGAUUAGGUCCCAGUGAAGAGAAGAUUAUAAACAAAUUGGUGGAUGGCAAUGUUAAAUCAUCCUCAAGGGGUCAGAUCAAGGCUGUCACAAACUGUUCAUAUCCAGAUCCUAGUGUUCUCUUUAGUCCUGUUCCUCGUAUAGAUAAAGCCAGUGGUGGGGCGCUUGAAACGAGAUUGAAAAACAGUUCUACAGACACAAGGAAUGACCCAAAGGAGAGUGCCAUUUCUGUUAUGGUUACUGGGCAGAGUGAAAGUGAUGCUGAAAGCUACCUCUCUUCAGAUGAUGAAAGCUUGGAAAUGAUGGAAGGAGAUAUGUGUGCUUCAAAAACUGGCGUUGUACGAGUCCAGUCUAGAAAGAAAGCAGAGAUGUUCUUAGUUAGAACUGAUGGAUUUUCUUGCACUAGAGCAAAGGUAAGAGAAUCUUCCUUGGCAUUCAGUCAUCCCAGCACUCAGCAGCAGCUGCUUUUGUGGAAAACUACCCCAAGGACUGUGUUGUUAUUGAAGAAACUGGGCGAAGAGGUCAUGGAAGAAGCUAAACAGGUUGCUUCUUUCCUGUAUUUCCAUGAGAAGAUGAAUGUUCUUGUUGAACCAGAGGUUCAUGAUGUCUUUUCUAGGAUAUCAGGAUUUGGUUUUGUGCAGACAUUCUAUACUCAAGAUACAAGGCUUUCUUGCCUCCUUCCAUCCCAUUGCAAUUGCAGUGACCUUCAUCAGAGAGUUGAUCUUGUAGCUUGCUUGGGGGGAGAUGGGGUCAUACUUCAUGCAUCAAAGUUGUUUCGAGGUGCUGUUCCUCCUGUUGUUUCGUUUAAUCUUGGAUCCCUAGGGUUUCUCACCUCACAUACUUUUGAUGAUUAUAGGAAAGAUCUAAGACAAGUGAUUCAUGGGAACUACACCAUUGAUGGAAUUUAUGUUACUCUUAGAAUGCGUCUCCACUGUGAAAUAUUCAGAAAUGGGAAAGCAGUGCCUGGCAAGAUAUUUAGCGUCCUCAAUGAAGUUGUUGUUGAUCGUGGUUCUAACCCAUAUCUUUCAAAAAUAGAAUGUUAUGAUCAUGACCGCCUCAUAACAAAGGUACAAGGUGAUGGCGUCAUAAUUGCUACUCCCACUGGAAGCACUGCUUAUUCCACAGCCGCCGGUGGUUCAAUGGUACACCCAAAUGUUCCAUGUAUGUUGUUUACUCCAAUCUGUCCUCAUUCUCUAUCAUUCAGACCAGUCAUACUUCCAGAUUCUGCUCGGCUUGAAUUAAAGAUUCCAGAAAAUGCACGAAGCAAUGCGUGGGUGUCCUUCGAUGGGAAGAGAAGGCAGCAACUCUCGAGAGGAGAUUCUGUUCGGAUAUCCAUGAGCCAACAUCCGCUCCCAACAGUCAACAAGUCUGACCAAACAGGUGAUUGGUUUCGUAGUUUGAUUCGAUGCUUGAAUUGGAAUGAAAGACUUGAUCAGAAAGCCCUUUGAAUCCAGACUGUUAAUAAUACAACAUAAAACGAACACAUCUCUUUAUUAUUAUUUUUUUGUCCUAAUCAAUGCAAUCUAUACAGUUUACAUCCAAAAGGUUUACAUAGUUACUUCUAACAUAAGUUGUAUAUCUAUAAAUUAUAUCCUUCCUCUUUGAGAUUUGUUUAAUGGUGCAGAUAAGAUAAAAUCUUGUUUGGGCUA